Messenger RNA from Carassius carassius (crucian carp), 3545 nucleotides. It is a transcript of the gene mov10l1, whose product is annotated as Mov10 like RISC complex RNA helicase 1. NCBI's taxonomy places the organism in Eukaryota, Metazoa, Chordata, Actinopteri, Cypriniformes, Cyprinidae. The record is from RefSeq and is a predicted model, not a curated record. Gene Ontology annotation, molecular function: helicase activity. The transcript is spliced from 26 exons. The coding region runs from base 67 to 3405 and encodes 1112 amino acids.
CCUGGCGCUCUGAAUGCUAGUCUGUGGCUGUGUCUGAUCGAGCGGUGUGUGUCGCAGACAGCAGUGAUGGUGAGUGUCGUGCAGGGCUGGAUGUCACGGCUGCUGUCUCCGCUGUGGCGCCGGGCGCAGGAGCUCGAUGAGCGGCGAGAGGAUCCACGCUUCGACGGUGAGGCUCAGAUCCGGCAGGUGCAGACAGGUGUGGUGACUCAUCUGUGUGUGGAUUACGGCCUGAUCGAUCACAGCGUGUAUUUCACAUCAGGAGAGGUGCUAGGAGGAGUCGUGCUGUGUGUGGGAGACUCGGUGCAGGCGCUGGCCGUGCGGGACGGAGCCCACGGACACUGGAGGGCACUCAGGGUGGAGCGGCACAAGGACGCCUGGGACAGCGCAGGAUCAGAGACGCUUGCUCUGGAGUCUGACAAACUCCGGCCUCUGAUUGGAACAGUGACGUCAUGUGAUCGAGAUGGAGGAUACAUCAACCAGACGACAUAUUUCCCACGAUCAGCUCUCUGUGAAGGGUUCGAGCCGGUGAAGGGCGACUGGGUUCUGGCGCAGUAUUUCGUCUGUCCAUCAGAAUGGAGCAGUCAGGCUCGAGCUGUUUCUCCGCUGAGAUACCGGCGCAUGGACGGGGUCACUGUGAGUGUGCUGCACGGCCGCAGCGGUGUCGUGGAGGACAGUGUGUUCUUCUGUCUGGACUCUCUGAUCGUGCCGCCGGGCUUCAGACCCGCUCGUGGAGAUGUGGUGAAUGUGGUGGUGGUGGAGAGCAGUCAGUCGCUGUACUGCUGGAGAGCUCUGUGUAUGACGCCCGUCCAGCGCAGUGGAGACGCCUCGGGGGUCAGUAUGCCAGACGAUGAGGUGCAGAGAUUGCUGGAGAAUAAGGGAGGGCUCCAGGUCAGCCAGGAAAGCCACUUCGGCUCUCUGUUACUGGGAGAACGCAAGGAGCUGCAGAUCUGGAUCCAGAACAGCGGCUCUGAGCGCCAGCGACUGAAAUGCUGUGAGCUCGCCGGAUGGGACUCGGCUCAGCAGUUCUGCCUGAGAUCGGUGUUUCUGAAGGACAGAGCUGCAGGACGCCCAGCGGAGGACGGUAAUGAUGACGAGACGGAGCAGAUGCUGGAGAUGAAGCCUGGGGAGAGAGCGUCUGUGAGCGUCUGCUGUCAGGCCAGGACUCUGGGUCGCUCCUCGGAGCUGCUGCUCCUGCACUUCUCCUCCUUCAGCAUCGGGAGACGUCUGGAGGUGUGUGUGAGCAGCACAGAGGAGAGUCUCCUCAAACCCAGCGCCCCGUACACCGCUCCAUCAGCUCCACCACAGCAGCAGCAUCCGCCCCUGCAGGUGCUCACAGUCACCGCCCCGCCGGCACCCAUCAGACUUGCACGGCGUCAUCUCCCAAACUUCCUGGGGAACUACAGUGUUCCUCCGGCUCUCAGAGAUUGUGUGGAGGGUCAGAGAGACGUCCUGAUCGCACAGCCGGCUCUGGCCGAGCCGUUGAGUCUGUCGUGGAUGCUGCCGCGGUUCUCGGCUCUGCUGUGGCUGGAGGAGCUUCAGGCCGAGAGCGAGAUCCGAGAGUUCAGUCUCACCGGCGCCAUCCUCAGGAGAGGAGCGGUGUAUCUGCACCUGGAGGUGCCAGGCCUCGCCGAGGGCCGGCCCAGUCUCUUCAUCGGUGAUAAAGUUGUUCUGAAGAAGCCCUGCAGUGGAGGAACUGUGAUUGAGUACAUCUGUUAUGUGAUGGAGAUCAGUGACGAGGACGUGAGUUUACGAGUGAACGCUGAAUUUCAGAACAACUACCUCGGAGAACCUCUGGACGUGGAGUUCACCUUCAACAGGCUGACCAUGAGGAGGUGCCACUGUGCUCUGGAGCAGAGCAAACACUUCGGAGACAACAUUCUGUUUCCCAGCAUGCUCUUGCUGCAGCCGCCUCAGUGGAGCGGAGAGUGGAGUGAAGAGGAUCUUCAGGAGGAGGAGAGUGAAGCCGGCUCGUCCACACGGACCGCAGAGAUGGUGUCUGUGGCCACACAAACUAAACCAGAUUUGACACUGACCGCGAAACGCGUCCCAAACCCUGGCCAGUUCUUCAACGCUCAGCUGAAUCCGGCGCAGAGAGAGGCGGUCCGGCGGAUCCUGGAUGGAGAGUGUCGUCCCACACCAUACGUUCUGUUCGGGCCUCCUGGCACCGGGAAAACCAUCACACUCAUAGAAGCCGUCUUACAGGUGCAUCACCGCAUCCCCUGCAGUCGUGUGCUGGUGUGUACUCCCUCUAACAGUGCGGCGGAUCUGGUCUGCUUGCGUCUGCAUCAGAGCGGUUUCCUGCACACAGCCAGUCUGGCUCGGGUCAACGCCACCUGCAGGCCAGAAGAGUCCAUGCCGGAGGAUCUGCGUCAGUACUCCAGAGCUGGAGAAGACAUCAGACACGCCAGCUUCCAUCGCAUCGUGGUGUCCACCUGCUCCAGCGCUGGCAUGUUCUACCAGAUCGGCCUGCGUGUCGGACACUUCACCCAUGUGUUUGUGGACGAGGCCGGUCAGGCCACCGAGCCCGAGGCGCUCAUCCCUCUGAGUCUGCUGUCAGAGACGAGUGGACAGAUGGUGCUGGCCGGAGACCCGAAGCAGCUGGGGCCGGUGGUGAAGUCCAAGCUGGCCGCUGUGUUUGGACUCGGUGUGUCUCUGCUGGAGAGGCUGAUGGGAAGAGCGCUCUACAGCUGUGGCGAGAGCGGAUACAACCCCCUGCUGGUGACGAAGCUGGUGUAUAACUACCGCUCCCAUGAGGCUCUGCUGGAGCUGCCGUCACGCCUCUUUUACUCCGGAGAGCUGUGUGUCCGCUCGCAGAGGACCGUCGUGGAUGCACUCUGUCACUGGAACAGGCUUCCCACCAAGGGCUUCCCCUUCAUCUUCCACGGCGUCCGGGGGACGGAGAUGAGAGAGGGCAACAAUCCGUCGUGGUUCAAUCCCGCUGAAGCGGUUCAAGUCAUGAUGUACUGCUGCCAGCUGGCGAAGAGACUGUACAACCCCAUCGCAGCGACAGACAUCGGCGUCAUCGCUCCGUAUAAGAAACAGGUGGAGAAGAUCCGCGUGCUGCUGCACCGAGUGGGUCUGGGAGAGGUCAAGGUGGGGUCAGUGGAGGAGUUCCAGGGCCAGGAGUUCCUCAUCAUCAUCAUCUCUACGGUCCGAUCCAACGAGUCCUUGCUGAAUGAAGAACUGCAAAGCAUGCUGGGAUUCCUCUCCAACCCGAAGCGUUUCAACGUCGCCAUCACACGAGCCAAAGCGCUGCUCAUCGUGAUCGGAAACCCUCACGUUUUAAUCAAGGACCCGUGUUUCGGCGCUCUGCUGCAGUACUCGUAUGAUAACCGAGCGUUCCUGGGCUGUGAUCCUCCGGUCAGUCUGCAGGCUUCGCCAAGGAUUCUUUCUGAAGAAAGUUAGACGCUUCUUGGAUCAGCACAGUGUUUUGAUUAUUCCACGAUUGUUCUGCGUUAAAUAAAUAAUAAUUCUGUUCUCCAGCCACUUUAUUAGCUCCCUGAAGAACCGCUCUGAAGCUGGAGAGAGCCAGCGUUUACUUCUCU